Molecule: messenger RNA, 2687 nt
Organism: Sphaeramia orbicularis (orbiculate cardinalfish)
Lineage: Eukaryota; Metazoa; Chordata; Actinopteri; Kurtiformes; Apogonidae
Product: hydroperoxide isomerase ALOXE3-like
Exons: 15
Coding region: 50-2062 (670 amino acids)
Biological process (GO): lipid oxidation
Molecular function (GO): iron ion binding; oxidoreductase activity, acting on single donors with incorporation of molecular oxygen, incorporation of two atoms of oxygen; protein binding
Source: RefSeq, a predicted model, not a curated record
GGAAAAGCCAAAACUUACAUCUGAACUGACCAGCCUCCAGUGAGUGACCAUGGCUGAGUAUCAGGUAGAGGUGUUGACAGGUGAUAUGGAAUAUGCUGGAACAAGAGACCAUAUCUAUGUGACCUUAACUGGAGCUGAUGGGAAAAGUGAGCGAACGGAGUUGGACAACUUUGGCCUGGACUUCAGGACUGGGGAUACAGCGACCUACACUAUCAAAACCAACUCGUCUUUGGGAAAACUUCUGUUGAUCAAGUUGGAAAAAGAAGCCAAUACUCUUCUAGUCAUGGAAGAUGAGUGGUACUGCUCCAAAAUAGUGGUGAAGACUCCAGAAGGAGAUGCCAUCCUUUUCCCCUGUCACUUAUGGAUGUCCAGGGGUGAAGUGGUGGAGCUGAGAGGAGGAAAAGCUACUAAGGUUUUCGAGGACGACCACCCUGCAUUGGUCGACCACCGGAAACAGGAACUGAUCCAGAAGAAGAACACCUUCCAAUGGAGGGUUUUGGAUGAAGGAAUACCCCACAUCAACCAUUACAAAGAAGUGGCAGAGCUCCCAGCUGAAAUCCGCUUCUCUAAGUCCAAAUCAAGUGAGAUACUGCACACAAAAAUAAAAAGUGGAAUCGAACUCAUGUUGAAGGGAAUGCUUGGAUCUGCUGAAAACUGGGAAACCAUUGACGACAUGAAAAAAAUCUUUUGGCUCAAGAAAACACCAAUGUCAGAGUAUGUAACAGAGCACUGGAAAGAUGACGAUUUCUUUGGAUCCCAGUUUCUAAACGCCAUCAACCCAAAAGUGAUCAAGCGCUGCUCAGAGCUUCCACCAAACUUUCCGGUCACAGAUAAGAUGGUGCAGCCGUUCCUGGAGAAAGGAAGCUCUCUGCAGAAGGAAAUGGAGAAAGGCAAUAUAUUCCUCUAUGACCAGAAGAUGAUGGAUGGAAUAUCCCCUAGACUCCAGGAUGGUAAACCUCUGCAUGUGACUCCUUGCAUCUGUCUGCUCUAUUCAAACCCAGAAAAGAAACUGAUGCCAAUAGCAAUACAGCUGCAUCAACAACCCUCUGAGACAAACCCCAUUUUUCUGCCCAGUGACUCGGAGACGGACUGGCUCCUGGCCAAGAUGUUUGUUAAAAACGCAGAUUUAAUGGAUCAUCAGGCGGUCCACCACCUCAUGAACACCCAUUUCCUUGCAGAGGCCUAUUGUGUUGCAACUCACCGCUGCCUCCCUGUGGUUCAUCCAAUUUACAAGCUGCUGAUCCCACAUUUCCGGUACACUCUCCCUAUCAACACCGGAGGGCGCUUAAAUCUCUUUGGACCUGAAGGAGCUUUGAGCAUCAGCUCACUUGGAUACGAGGGUCUGAUGGAGCUGAUGAGAAGGGGUUUAUCUGCAGUGACGUUCAGCGCCCUUUGUCUGCCAUACAACAUCACUUCAAGAGGACUAGAGUCUGUCCCGAACUUCUACUUCAGAGAUGAUGGGCUGAAGCUGUGGGGCAUUGUCAACAGUUACGUCAAGGCUAUGGUCGAGUUCUACUACCCCUCAGAUGACGAUGUGCGGAAAGACUCUGAGCUCCAGGACUGGAUCAGUGAGAUAUUCACCCAUGGCGUCUUGGGAAAGAAGGAAUCAGAGUUCCCAGAAAGCUUCAGUACUGUGGAGGAACUGGUCCGCUUUCUCACCAUGGUGGUCUUUACUGUAACAGGUCGACAUGCUGCGCUCAAUGAUGGUCAGUUCGACUACCACUCCUGGGUGCCUAAUGGAUCACUACUCCUGAUGAAACCUCCUCCAACCUCUAAGGGCCAGUCCAGCAUGAAGACGGUCAUGGAGACCCUCCCAAAUUUAGGAGACACAGUCAGCUUCGCAGCCCUGGCCUGGGUGCUUUCACAAACAUACUCAGAUACUGUCACCAUAGGUCAGUUCCCUGAAGAACGAUUUGAUGAGCCUGUCCCCAAGCAGAUAAUCAAGGAGUUUCAGGCUGAAUUGUCGUACCUUUCCGAAGCCAUUUCUAGCAGAAACUCACAGCUUGAAGUCCCCUACAUUUAUCUGAACCCUAAUCGGGUACAGAACAGCAUAACCAUUUAAAUACAUAUGAGAAAGUCCACAUAUAUUUACCUUUGCAUGCAGGUACAUGUGUUGAAUUUAUAAAACCCAUAAUAACUGAGGUGGUAGAGGCUGUUAAUGUGAUUUUGCAUUCUGUGGGAUGAAAUUCUUGUAAUUUGUGUGUGAAGAACUACAUUAAGGUCAACUGUAUUGUUUGAAGUACUUUACAAUUAUCUGACAAAGGCUACGUUCAGACAGCAGGUCUUAAUGCACAAUUUGGAUUUUUUGGUGAAAUCCGAUUUUUUUGUGUGUUUGUUCAUAUUACACAUUAAAUGCGACUUCUAUCAGUUUUGUGUUUGAACUGAAUGUGACCCUGAGGUGACCAAUAUACGCAAAAAAGGUGCUGAUGUAAUACAUGACCACACAGACACACACUGUUUUUUUUGUGCUGCUCCUCCACCUGGGACGCAGAAUUGUGACGUUUGUCGCAUUUCACCUUUAACGUAAAGAUCAGAUAAAUGCGACCUAGCCAUUCAGACUGAGGUCGCAUUGUAAAAUAUCAGAAAUGCAUAUGGAUUUAGGACCACAUAUGAAAGUAGCCUGAGAGUGGAUUUCAGCUGUUCAAACUAUCUUUAACAGAUUGGCUAUAGGUCACAUAUGGGCAAAA